AUGUCGGUAAAGAGGCAAAAGAAAGAGAGGAAACCAAUCUUGAUCAACGCAUUUGAAAUGUGUUGUCCAUCGUUGCAAGCACCGGGACUCUGGAAGCAUCCGCAAGACAAGUCUAGGGACUACAACACUGUCGAAUACUGGACCAACUUGGCCAGGCUUUUGGAACGAGGUAAAUUUAAUGCUUUAUUUCUCGCGGACACUUUGGGCCCUUAUGACGUCUACCAAGGGCCAAGAAACAUCACGGCCGCAGCUACAUCCGGAGCACAGUGGCCAGUUAAUGACCCGGGGGCAAUUGUCCCCGCCAUGGCAGCUGUUACUAGAAACUUGUCGUUUGCCGUAACUGCUAGCACCAUAAGUGAGGCCCCCUACCAUUUUGCCAGAAGAUUGGCCACUUUGGACCAUUUAUCGAAAGGCAGAAUAGGCUGGAAUAUCGUGUCGUCUUAUUUGGACUCGGCCAGUAGAAAUUUACUAAAUGGCGAGCCAUUGCCUCCUCACGACGAACGAUAUGAGAAAGCCGAGGAGUAUUUGGAAGUUGUUUACCAAUUGUUUUUAUCUUCAUGGGCCGAUGACGCAGUCAAGGUGGAUAGAGAAAAGGGUAUUUUUGCCGAUCCCGAAAGGAUCAGGGAAAUCAACUACGAAGGCGAGCAUUUCAAAGUCCCCGGCCCUUUCAUCUGCGAACCUAACCCAUAUCAAAGGUUGCCAGUGAUACUACAAGCUGGCGCUAGUCCAAAAGGGAUGCAAUUUGCUGCACAGAAUGCCGAAGUUGCAUUUAUCCACGGUGGGUCCCCUGAAAAUUUAAAGAUUAAAAUUGAAAAGUUGAAAGAGAUGGGCAAAAGGAGUGGCAGAAAUCCAGAUAACAUCAAGGUCUUGCAGUUGGCGACUGUCAUUGUUGCGCCAACUCGCGAGGAGGCAUUUGCCAAGUUUAAGGAGUACAAGCUGCUAGCGGAUAAAGAAGGAGCGCAAGCGUUAUUCGGUGGGUGGACCGGGAUCGAUCUUAACCAGUACGACUGGGAGCAGGAACUUACUGAGGUAGAGAGCAAUGCCGUGAGGAGCACGACCGAAAGAUGGACAAAGACGUUGCCCGGUGAUCCGCCCAAUUUGAAAAAGACGCGAAACUAUGUUGCUGAUUCCAUUUCUCUCGGUGGUAAUGGCGUUGUUCUCGUUGGAACACCGGCAGACGUAGCCGACGAGUUGGAGAAUUGGGUGGAUGUAUCGGGAGUCGAUGGGUUCAACUUCACUUAUGCUAUAACCCCCGGUACUUUUGAAGAUAUAGUUGACUUGCUCGUUCCUGAAUUGCAAAGACGUGGCUUGGUGUGGAAAGAUUAUCCAAAGGACGGGUUGACGUUUCGAGAACAGUUGAAUGGGUUAGAAGGCGAGGAUCCGUCCUUUUUACAGCCUGACCAUCCAGCUUACGGAUUGAGAUGGAAGGGGGAAGAAUCAAGAGAGGAAUUUGAGGAAAAGUUGAACAAGACGUUGGAGGAGAGAUUUGGGGGCAAAUAG
Messenger RNA from Lodderomyces beijingensis, 1500 nucleotides. The record is from the annotation of a GenBank genome assembly. Lineage: Eukaryota; Fungi; Ascomycota; Pichiomycetes; Serinales; Debaryomycetaceae.